Molecule: messenger RNA, 1008 nt
Organism: Arabidopsis arenosa
Lineage: Eukaryota; Viridiplantae; Streptophyta; Magnoliopsida; Brassicales; Brassicaceae
Source: the annotation of a GenBank genome assembly
CACAAUCAAAGAGAGUUAGUAAGAAGUUGGGGUUUGAUUAACGUUUUGGUUCGGAGAUGGGUUUGGUCAUGAGGUUUGAUCUUUACCUUAUGUUUGUGAUGUUGAUGGGUUUGGGGUUUACGAUAUCAAAUGGAUACAAAUUCUAUGUUGGUGGGAAAGAUGGUUGGGUCCCUACUCCGAUCCUUCCGAAGAUUAUUCUCAUUGGUCUCACCGAAACCGGUUUCAAGUCAACGACACUCUUCGUAAGUCUCCUUCCUCUUCUCUUUCUAUAUAACUAUCUAUACAAUGUGUCAAUAUUAAUGCCUUAUAAUUUUGCAUUUUUACAAGAUUUUAAGUACGGGAAGGGAAAAGAUUCAGUGUUGGAGGUGAGGGAACAAGAGUACAACACAUGCAACACGACAACCCCCCCCCCCCUGACUUCCCUCCCAGACGGAGACUCUCUCUUUCUACUUAGCCACUCCGGUUCCUUCUUUUUCAUUAGUGGCAACUCUCAAAACUGUCUUAAAGGUCAGAAGCUAGCCGUCAAGGUCCUGUCCACCGUCCACCACAGCCACUCUCCUCGUCAUACCUCUCCCUCCUCGUCUCCGUCACCGUCACUGUCUCCGGUCCAUCAGGAUUUGUCUUCGCCGGUGCCUUCUCCAGGAGUGGAACCAUCAUCUGUAUCAAACGCUCAUGCUCCAGCUCCAGGGCCGACUUCAGCUCGCAAUUCCGCCGGGGAUGGUGGUUCUUGUGAUUAUGAUAAGUUCUAUGUUUUGAGGGGUUUAUAUAUUGUCGCUAGUCAUUAAUUUGUGAGGGUAUUGAUUCCUCUACCAUUGAUGAGUUUCAUUUUUAUGUGCAUGCCAUUUUAUUUGUAUGUUUGAAGCAUCUUGUAUCCAUCUUUUAUGUUUCCGAUUUCUCGUUUUUGUUAUUAUGAUCAUGCUAAUGGACGUAUAUGUAGUAUUCACAUAGCUCAUGCAAAACGUCUCCAUUCUAAGAUCUUGUUGAAACAUAUAAAUAGAUCUUAUAUGA